AUGAGUAGUAGGGGUAUGCUAACUAUAACAUAUGCACUAGAUGAACAAAUUCAAGAUUGGAAGGGGGAAAGUGGCGAAAUUGAUCAAGAAAUGAUUUUAGAUUGGUUAAAUUCAAAGGCAAGUAACUUGAUUGUCAAUAAUAACAAUAGCAGCAACGAUUAUGAAAUCAUCAACGACAACAAUAAUAUAACUGUACCAAGUUCUUCUACUAGUCCAAAUUCUUCAACUAAUCCUACUAGUCUACUACCAUAUAAAAAACAUCCAUCAUAUGUUGCUUCAUCCACUGAUAAAAAUAAGAAGCCAAAUUCUGUACAAUUUAUUGAUGAUAACAAUACAACAAAUACAGCAAAUUCACCAAUAGCUAGUAGAAGUCCAUCACGAACUAAUACUCCUUUAUCAUAUGUUGCUUCAUUAACUGACAAAAAUAAGAAGCCAAAUUCUAUACAAUUUAUUGAUGAUAACAAUACAAUGAAUACAACAAAUUCACCAAUAGUUAGUAGAAGUUCAUCACGACUUGAUACUCCUUUGUCAUAUGUUAGCUCAUUAACUAAUAAAAAUAAGAGGCCAAAUAUUAUGCAAUUUAAUGAUAGUAACAAUACAACGAAUACAACAAAUUUACCAACAGUUAGUAAUCCUAACGAUAGCAACACUAAUACAGAUACAGUAUAUUUACCAGUUACCAAUAAUGUUUAUAGAACAUCAAUCAAUCCCGAAAGUGCUUUAAGUCAUAAUUAUAUUGAUUCAAGUCAAAGUCCAUCGCCUGUCGAUAUAAAUGGUGAUUCUGAAAUUGAUAGUCAAUUUAGUGAAACGUAUAGUAGUACUGCCGAUGAUAAUAAAAAACCUAAACUUGAUCCUAACAGUAAAAUAAUUGUUUGUGGACAACCUGGUAUGAUAAAUGUAGUUGAGAAAUCGUUAAAAAAUCUAGGUUUUACUGAGGAUGAUUUUAUAUUGAUAACAUAG
This is a messenger RNA of Entrophospora sp. SA101, 960 nucleotides long. The record is from the annotation of a GenBank genome assembly. Lineage: Eukaryota; Fungi; Glomeromycota; Glomeromycetes; Entrophosporales; Entrophosporaceae.